Molecule: messenger RNA, 488 nt
Organism: Humulus lupulus (European hop)
Lineage: Eukaryota; Viridiplantae; Streptophyta; Magnoliopsida; Rosales; Cannabaceae
Product: germin-like protein subfamily 1 member 7
Exons: 3
Coding region: 159-449 (96 amino acids)
Cellular component (GO): cell wall
Source: RefSeq, a predicted model, not a curated record
GCUUCGAUUAGAAAACAUGGACUAGUUAGGUUCAGGUUAGAGAGAAUCACACUAUAAAUAGACUUGGUUUCAUGCCAGUUUAAAUUACAAUAGCUCUCACUUGUGACUACAGAAACUGUUAGAUUAAAGAGAGCUUAACCAGUUUACCAAAAAAAAAAAUGAAGAGUGCUCAUUUCCUUCUCAUACUUGCCAUAUUUACUUUGGCAUCUUCCAUUGCCUCUGCCUAUGAUCCUAGUCCUCUUCAGGACUUCUGUGUGGAAGUAGAUGAACCCCACAAAGCUUUGUUUGUGAAUGGGAAGUUUUGCAAGGAUCCAAAGGAAGUCAAUGCGGAUGAUUUCUUCACUUCAGGGCUCAACAUUGCAGGAAACACUGAUAAUCCAGUUGGUUCCAAAGUAAUAGCUGUUGAUACAAGUGUGACUUGUAAAAGAAUAUACAAGUUAAUAUUUUGAUUGGUUUUAAAGCAUUGGAUUGGUAUCUAAUUGCAAGAG